ACGGCGAGCAGCAGAAGGGAGGUGAGGAGGCGCAGCGGAGGUUUCCUGGUUUCGGACCCCAGCGGCCGGAUGGUGAAAUCCUCCCUGCAGCGGAUCCUCAACAGCCACUGCUUCGCUAGAGAGAAAGAGGGGGAUAAACCCAGCUGCACCAGUCACACCAGUCGCACCAUGCCAGUUGUCAGCAUCCACAGCAGCGGCAGCCGCAGCAGUGAGAGUUCCAGGGUAUCCGUUGAUUGCUGUAGUAACCUGGGUCCAGGGCCUCGGUGGUGCUCCGAUGUCCCUCACCCACCCCUGAAGAUCCCGGGUGGGCGAGGGAAUAGUCAGAGGGAUCACAAUCUUUCAGCUAAUCAACUCUAUUCGGAUAAUCGGCUGAAUGUAACAGAGGAAGUAACAUCUAACAGGACCAGAAUUCUUAAUAUCCAGUCCAGGCUUACUGAUGCCAAACACGUUAAUUGGAGAGCAGUGCUGAACAGCAGGAACCUCUACAUUGAGAUUCCAGGCGGUGCCCUGCCUGAAGGGAGCAAAGAUAGUCUUGCAGUUCUUCUUGAGUUCGCUGAAGAAAAGCUUCAAGUCGACUAUGUCUUCAUUUGCUUCCACAGGAAUCGAGAUGAUAGAGCUGCACUUCUCCGUACUUUCAGCUUUUUGGGCUUUGAGAUUGUGAAACCCGGGCACCCCUUUGUCCCUAAGAGACCAGAUGCUUGCUUCAUGGCUUACACAUUGGAGAGAGACUCCUCAAAAGAAGACUAGAUUGCAAUGUUUUUAUAUCUUAGAGCUUUCUUUUUGUCUAUAAAGAUGUGUGAAAAUUUUGUCACCAUCAAAUUACAGUACAUUGAGAGUGGUGUGCUUUGUUCAGAAUCUUGCACCUGACUGCUAUUGUGGCGGAUGUUAGGUUUUUCUCUUCCACGUUUUUGUGAUUGUGCAAAUACAUGCUCACUCCAAAUUAGCAGUAUAUUUCUUGAAGUUUAAUAUUGUGUUUGUGAUACUGAAGUAUUUGCUUUAAUUCUAAAUAAAAAAUGUAUAUUUUACUUUUUUAUUGCCGGUUUAAGAUGAUUAAAGCUAUCUUUACAUUUUGAAGAGACGUUUCUUAUUUGAAGUAAAGAAGACUGGGCCUCAAUGGUAGCUAUCUUAAAUUGGAAAAACAGGUAUUCACCUACCUUUCUCUUGCUCUCAUAAAAUCAGAAUAAAACAUGAUUGCAACUCUAA
Molecule: messenger RNA, 1203 nt
Organism: Tachyglossus aculeatus (Australian echidna)
Lineage: Eukaryota; Metazoa; Chordata; Mammalia; Monotremata; Tachyglossidae
Gene: OAZ1
Product: ornithine decarboxylase antizyme 1
Biological process (GO): positive regulation of protein catabolic process
Cellular component (GO): cytoplasm; nucleus
Molecular function (GO): ornithine decarboxylase inhibitor activity
Source: RefSeq, a predicted model, not a curated record